Messenger RNA from Aplysia californica (California sea hare), 2214 nucleotides. RefSeq names its product carbohydrate sulfotransferase 3. Bases 317 to 886 code for a protein of 189 amino acids. The transcript has 2 exons. NCBI's taxonomy places the organism in Eukaryota, Metazoa, Mollusca, Gastropoda, Aplysiida, Aplysiidae. Gene Ontology annotation, molecular function: N-acetylglucosamine 6-O-sulfotransferase activity. Gene Ontology annotation, biological process: N-acetylglucosamine metabolic process; sulfur compound metabolic process. The record is from RefSeq and is a predicted model, not a curated record.
AUCCUCAACACCAAACUAUAGUUCUUGUUGCGAAUUUCUUCUCUUCACUCAAAUGUAUAAAUAAGCUGAUAUUGUUUUUGUUCAUUGCCACUGCCAAUGUUUUUGUUCAUUCAGUGUUUGUCUCAAUUACAUUUGCCAUUGUUGAUUUUUGUGUCGUAAAUAUUAAUUUGUUCGUUUUUGUUAUCAUGCUUUUUUCAUUUCCCAUAUAAUACCUCCGCAGCAAAGGCCAGGCUUUUACUACCUCAAGUGUUUCGAGAAGGUUCACCGUGACUGCCUGUCAAGCCCUGUAACUUUCAUCAAAACAAUCCGUUUUCGUAUGCGUUGGGCCAAGAAAAUGCUGUUGGAAAACCCUAACAGCAAAGUGCUGUUUUUACUAAGGGACCCAAGAGCUGUAAUGAUGUCACAGAUGCAUCGUCUAGAAAACCCAAUGAAGCUGAACUUCACAGAAAACUUAACCUACUUCUGUAAAUACCUCGGUGACGACAUAGAGCAUGCAGAAAUUCUCUCCAACCUGUUUCCAGGUAGAGUCAAGGUUGCACAUUACGAAAUCGGUGCCAUGUCUCCCCUAUUGUAUACAGAAGCCCUGUAUAAAUUCAUUGGCUUGAACAUGACAGACGAAGUUACCCAGUACGUGAAGUCUAUUACCAAUGCAAGCCAUGACGAGAUCGGAUUUGGAUUGGGGAUAGUGAGGAAGAACUCCACUGAAGCCGUAUACUCCUGGAGACACACAAAUUCUUACAAACACGCCAAGCUGGUGGACAAAAUGUGUGGAGGACUCUACGGGAAACUCGGGUACAAAAUGGUGUCGACGAAAGAAGAACUGUUGUCAGACACGUCUUUGCUGGUGGAGCCAGAGAACCCUUCAAUGUUUGUGACAACUCCAUAAAGGGAGAGGAGGGGGUGUGACUGUCUGUCUAUCUGGCGCACAGUGAGUAGUGUAGUGUAUCAGUUAAUGACAGGUGGAAAGUCGGAGCUUGUCAUAACAUACUUUGUGUAAGUUUUGAGGUGAUCAAAAUGUCAAACCAUUGUACACCAGUUGUUUUGAGGUGACGCGUCGCACGUCUUAAGUUUUGAGACGACCAGAUAGCUACCCUAGAAUUACAAAGUUGUAUCUGCUUAAUACCUAGUUUUUAGAAAUUUGACGUUCAAUACUUUGAGUUUUACAACACGUCAAGCUUUUUCGAAUGCUAUUCUCAGAAUAUCAUGAUAACGACUCCGAAUCAUCUAACGUUUUUGAUAGAGUAGAUCGAAUAUUUGGUUAUUGUCCUCAGUAAUUCAAAACGGCUACAUAAUAUGUUAGGUAGAACUUUAUAAUUCUUAGGUAGCGAAAUGACAUGGCGUUAUACGCCAAAAGUAUUGUGUGACAUUCACACAAGUUGUCUGUGGUAUCCUUGUAUUUUUCGAGCAUUGUUCUGUGAAAUGGUAUGUUCCUCCUGAUGUCUUAUCGUGGUAUUGACCUUGUAUUUAAAAAAGAAUAAUGCGUUUAUUUUGGUAUGUUUCUACUUAUCUGUGUCAAAGCGUUACUUCUGACGUAUGCGUAUCCGAUUGGCAUGGCAAGUCGAUUAACCAUACUGUUACUUUUCAAUAAUCGCAGCGACGUGCUAUAAAUGAUAAUAUGCCUAACUGUUUAUCAUGACAAAAUGCAUCGACAUUAUUACUAUGAAUAUGUGCAGUAAAAAGUGUACCAUGUGUGUGGCUAGCCUCGCGUGAUUGAACUGAAUUAUCUGUAUUGUAUCAACUAAUUCAUUGAUUGCAAAGAACAAAGAGCCUUUGCUCGAGAAGAGAUAUGUGCGACGUUAAUAGUAUUUACCAUCAUCGUCACCGUUAUACAGUCAAUCUUGUCCUCAAAGGAUCAUGCAAAAUAAUUGUAAGCCCCAAUAAUCAAGAAAGUCAGCAAGCGAAACUGCAUACAGCUUCUAACUUACAAACCGCGUAAAUCCAAAGAAAAAGACAAUUAUUCGCCACAACUCAUCAUUUACAGUUACGCAGUGUUUAGUAGUUUAGUUUUAGUAGAGGUUUUACGGCGCUCACAACUUACCCAUUGUACAUAAAAUCCAUAAUCAACAUAAAAAAAACAUUUUAGAAAAAUCCGACUAAAUGAAAGCAUGUUUUCCCCAGGCCCCACAUAUAGCACUUCGCCAGCCCCCGCCAAAUUUUGGCAGGGACCUCCUCAUUCUCGCUAAAUCAUUUCCUCAUCCUUUUCAAAAACCUAGA